UCAGAAAUAUACAUACAUUUGCCGUCGAUUCUCAUAAUGGAUGUCUUCUUGGUGUCACUCAUCAUCUCACUGAUCCUCCUGAUCGGAGGAAGCAGCGAAGCAAACACCGCGGUUGCUGCGGCCAUACCGUCUCCCACAGGGAUGGAGUACUGGCAAAAACUAUUCCCUGAAACACCUAUGCCCCCAGCCAUAUUAGACCUGUUGACACCACUGCCUGCAGAGGAAUUAAAAGAAGUAUCAGUGGCAUAUGAGAAACAAGGUAAAAAGCCAAUGAACCAUUUCUUUGUGGGACAUAGCUCAAACAAUCAGCAUGAAAACUCUCUACGCUCAACCAAAGUAGAUGGACUAAAGGAAGUGUCAGUUUCAUAUGGAUCACGCCAAGAGGAUGAACAUGAACAUUGUUUACAUGGAACCAAAGUGGGACUGAAAGAAGUCUCCGUGUCAUAUGGAAGUGAAGGUGAAGAGGAGAUCAGGAAAGCAUUCCCUAUGGGACGACAUAUGCUAAACAAGGAACGAGAGAAGCCUCUACACACAGAUAAAGUAGAGCGACUAAAGGAAGUUUCAGUGUCCUAUGGAAGUGAAACUAAAGAGGUGCCACAGGAAGAAAUCCCCAUGGAACUAUCUAUGUUCGAAAAGGAACCAAAAGCAAAUCUAAACACAAACAAAGUGGGACUAAAGGAAGUCUCAGUGUCACAUGGAAGUGACGGUGAAGAUAAACCAAGUAAAGCAUUCUUUACCAGAGGGUAUAUGCUGGGAAAGAAACAUGAAAAAUCUUUACAUGGACCUAAAGAUGUACUAAAAGAAGUGUCGGUAACAUAUGGACCAGAAUUGAAACUAAGCACUGUGCUCCCUGUAGGAUAUGAAAAUCAUAAAUAUACAGACACUAUCGAAGGAGUGAAGGAAGUCUCAGUGUCAUAUGGAAGUGACAGUGAAGAGGAACCACACAAUACAUUCCCUACAAAAUAUAUUUUGGACAAGGAACACGAAAAUCCUCUACAUGUGGACAGAGAGAAACUCAAAGAAGUCUCGGUGUCAUAUGGCCCAAAACUAAAAGCAAGCAAUUCGCUCCACACAGGAUAUGGACAUAAAAGAAAUAUAUACGUAAACGGAGGACUAAAAGAAGUGUCAGUGUCGUAUGGAAGUGACGGUGAAGAGGAACCACACAAUGCAUUCCCUACAAAAUAUAUGUUGGACAAGGAACACGAAAAUCCUCUACAUGUAGACAAAGAGGAACUCAAAGAAGUCUCGGUGUCAUAUGGCCCAAAAAUAAAAGCAAGCAAUUCGCUCCCAAUAGGAUCUGGACAUAAAAAACAUAUAUACGUAAACAGAGCUACAGGACUAAAAGAAGUGUCAGUGUCGUAUGGAAGUGACGGUGAAGAGGAACCACACAAUGCAUUCCCAACAAAAGAUAUGUUGGACAAGGAACACGAAAAUCCUUUACAUAUAGACAAAGAGGAACUCAAAGAAGUCUCGGUGUCAUAUGGCCCAAAAAUGAAAGCAAUCAAUUCGCUCCCCAUAGGAUAUGGACAUAAAAAAUAUAUAUACAUAAACGGAGGACUAAAAGAAGUGUCAGUGUCAUAUGGAAGUGAUGGUGAAGAGAUAAGCAAAGCCUUCCCUACAAGAGGAUCUAUGCUAGACAAGAACCGUGAAAAUUCUGAACACAUGAAGAAAGGUGCUGGAAUGAACCAUCGACCCCACAUUCACGCCCACGGCAACACAAGGCGGCUGGCCGACGUAUUCUUCUUCCACGACGCCCUCCGGCCAGGCUCCAUCAUCACGCCGACCAUCCCGACGACCGACUCGCUGCCGGCACUCCUUCCUCGCCGCGUCGCCGACUCCAUCCCGUUCUCCACCGACCGCUUCGCCGACAUCGUCGCCAUGUUCGCGCCAGCGUCCCUCGCCAUGGCCCGCGAGAUACGGUGGGCGCUGGACACCUGCCAGCACCCGCGCCCGCUCCCUGGCGAGAAGGCCGGCUGCGCCACCUCCCUCGAGUCCCUUGCCGAGCUCGCCGCCGGCCUCCUCGGGACGCGCGACGUCCAGGCGUUCUCCGCCGCCGACCUGCCCACCGACGGCGCGGACACGCCGGCGCAGCGCGGGAGGUACAACGUGACCGCUGUGCGGGAGCUCUCCGCCGGCGCCGCCGGCUCGGAGCCAGCGCUCGUCGUGGCGUGCCACGACCUGACGUACCCCUACGCGGUGUUCUACUGCCACACGACCAAGCCAACCGCCGCGUACGCGGUGACGCUGGUGGCCGCGACCGAGGUGGACGGCUCGCCGUCGCCGGCGAGGAUGGAGGUGCUGGCCGUCUGCCACCUCGACACGUCGCGGUGGAACCCGGCGAACCCGUUCUUUGUGGCGCACAGCGUCAAGCCGGGGGAGGUGUCCGUGUGCCACUUCCUCACCAAGCUCAGCAUUGUCUGGGUCCCACGCACUGACAAGGGUGGCCCACGUGCAAACUUUACUCCCUCCAUUUUUCUUUAACACGAUGUUUGGUUAAGUUAAUUUUUAACCAACCACUAUCAUAUAAAAAAAUUGGAGGGUGCAUAAGUUCGUUGAUCAUUUUGUGAACCAAAUGCACGUGGCGCAUAUAUGUACUACCUCCGUUUAUUAACGUAAGAUGUUUGACUUUUUGUUA
Oryza brachyantha (malo sina) is the source of this 2635-nucleotide messenger RNA. RefSeq lists its product as uncharacterized. NCBI's taxonomy places the organism in Eukaryota, Viridiplantae, Streptophyta, Magnoliopsida, Poales, Poaceae. The record is from RefSeq and is a predicted model, not a curated record. The coding region runs from base 37 to 2481 and encodes 814 amino acids. The transcript is spliced from 16 exons.